Molecule: messenger RNA, 3379 nt
Organism: Cucumis sativus (cucumber)
Lineage: Eukaryota; Viridiplantae; Streptophyta; Magnoliopsida; Cucurbitales; Cucurbitaceae
Product: protein NRT1/ PTR FAMILY 5.10-like
Exons: 5
Coding region: 1426-3117 (563 amino acids)
Biological process (GO): dipeptide transport; transmembrane transport
Cellular component (GO): membrane
Molecular function (GO): dipeptide transmembrane transporter activity; tripeptide transmembrane transporter activity
Source: RefSeq, a predicted model, not a curated record
GUUAAUUACUUAGAAGUCUCUCUUGCUUUGUUGGAACAAAAAAUUACAUUAACAUUGAACUCCACGAUCGGUUAAUCCGGCAAUAAUCUUAAUUCAUAAGGUAAGUUUGUCAAUAAAGAUGAAAAUUUGUUGAUUUUGAUUGUUGCUUCAAGCUUUCCCUAUAGUUUGGAAAAUUUAGAACUAUCAAUCAUGAAAAAUAGUGUCCAUUUAUUAUAUGCAUUUAUUAGAUGUUUUAACAAUAUUUUAAAACUGAUACAAUUUAUCAUUGAAGAGGAAGGAGUCAUGCAGGAAGAUGGGAAUUAGAGAAUGAAACAGAUGAAGAUGUUAAAUAAUUUGAAGCUAAACACUACAUAUUUCAUACUUAUAUGUAGUUUAUUUUGAUAUGAAUAUCCACCCAAUGAAUAUUCUUAUAUAAAUUGUUUAAAAUGUAAUUAAAAAAUUAGUUUUGAGUAAUUUUUUAAUUUUUUUUUUUCAAAAGAACUUAUUUUUUAAAUUGUACACUUAAGAAUAUAAUCCAAACACUACUAAUGAUAGUAAAUCAUAAUUUAAAUUAAGUAUGCAUGAAAUCAAACUUAAGUAUUUAAAACAAUUUGGAUCAAAAUUAUAUGAGUAAUUAAAAAAAUAUUUAAAAAAAAGCAUGAACUUUGCACAUUCUUGAUUUAAUAUUAAGUUGAUUUUUGAAUACAAUAUUACCACAUGCUAUCAUUGCGUGUUACGAAAACUACAUUUCUUCAUUUAUUGUAACCAUUAAUGUGCAUCGCGUGUUACGAAAACUAUAUAAAACUUCAUUAUUUCUCUAACUAACCACCACACCUCCCUUCCCACUGGCCUUUCUCCCGGCCCCCGCUCCUCACCAGUUUUUCUCCGGCGACGCACUCCGCCAGCUUCAAGCUUCCGUCCACGCUGCGUUGUUUUGCCUUUUUUUUUUCUUUUUCUCCUCUGCAUUUCUCUACAGCUAGGCUCAAGGGCACGGUGCUACACAAGCUUAAGACAGUGGUGAAAGUAGUAACCGGGCGCUUUGACCCAUUAAUGCAGCGGUGAGGCUUCCUUCUCUUGGCUAAUUAUUGUCCUUCGGCUGUGAUCCACGCCGAUUAGAUUAGUUUUUCCAUUUCUUGAAGAUGACAGAAGGGCGAAUUCGAACUUAUUCGAUCACCAAUCAGAUUACAUUUGAUGCUGUUUAGCGUCUUUCGAUAGACUCGGAGUAGUUUCGUACCAAUGUGAACACCUUCUAGGAGAAAUUCAAGUAAAUUUUGGUUUUGUAAAUGGCGUUUGGAUAAAGGGUCUCAUGAUGAAAUGGUUUUGAUAAUGCAAUAUAUGGGGUUUUGAACUCUGUUGGAUAUACUGGAGUAAUUGCUGAGGAGUGUUCAAACAUCAUUUGAAAGGAAUCUGAUUUGCAAGACUUUCUAACAACAAGUGUACCUCAAAAUGGAGGUUCCUCUUUUGGAUGAGACGGUGGAGGGCGUAGUUGAUUACCAUGGCCACCCAGUCUGCAGAUCCAUUUCCGGGGGCUGGAGGUCUGCCUCCCUAAUCAUAGCGGUGGAGAUUGCCGAGAGAUUUGCUUACUUUGGAGUUUCCUCAAAUUUGAUUAACUUCUUAACGGACCAGCUCCAUCAGUCAACGGCCACAGCAGCCAAGAAUGUCAACACCUGGUCCGGUACCGCCACCUUGCUACCUUUACUCGGGGCCUUUCUGGCUGAUUGCUUCCUUGGACGAUAUCGUACUAUUGUUCUUUCCUCUGCUCUUUACAUUCUGGGUCUUGGGUUCUUGACUGUGUAUGCAACAUUACCUUCUCCUGACAUUUCUGCCUGCCAAGAGACUGAAAACUCCCUAACAUGUUCCCCCAAUCUAGUACAAGUAAUUUUAUUUUUCUUCUCCUUAUAUCUGGUGGCAUUUGCUCAAGGGGGACACAAACCUUGCGUCCAAGCUUUUGGCGCUGACCAAUUCGAUGGACAGCAUCCCGAAGAGAGCAAAGCUAAAAGCUCUUUCUUCAAUUGGUGGUACUUCGGUAUCUCUUUGGCCAGCCUUUUUACGGUUAAUAUCAUGAGCUAUGUGCAAGAUUAUCUCAGUUGGAGUCUUGGUUUUGGGAUUCCCUGUAUUGCAAUGGUUUUUGCACUUGCAAUCUUCUUGCUUGGAACUAGGACAUACAGGUUCAGCAACAGAGGAGAUGAGGAAAACCCAUUUGUAAGAAUUGGACGGGUGUUUAUCACUGCAAUAAGAAAUUUGCAUGUAAACUCUUCAGAAAUAGCUCAUGUCGAGGAAACCCAUGGCCUUUUACCGCACAAUAACUCUACACAGUUGAGGUUUCUGGACAAAGCUUUAAUUGUACCUAAUAGUUUGAAAGAAGACGGUCAUGCAUGUAGCAUCAAUGAAGUUGAGGAUGCAAAAGCAGUACUGAGGCUCGUUCCAAUUUGGGUGACAUGCUUAGGAUAUGCUAUUGUAUUCUCCCAGUCGUCAACUUUCUUUAUAAAACAAGGAGUCACAAUGGACAGAUCAAUAGCAGGUGGACUUAAAAUACCAGCCGCCUCACUUCAAUCUCUUAUCGGUCUAGGUAUUAUGAUUUCGCUCCUGAUAUAUGAUCGCAUACUCAUUCCAACUGCAAGAAAGUUCACCGGAAAACCUUCUGGAAUUACAAUGCUACAAAGAAUUGGAUUUGGGAUGCUUUUAUCCAUCAUUUCCAUGGUUGUUGCGGCCUUAGUCGAGGAAAAAAGGCUCAAAACAGCUCAAGAAUAUGGUUUGGUUGAUAUGCCAAAGGCGACUAUUCCUUUGAGUAUAUGGUGGCUGGUUCCUCAAUACAUAUUAUUUGGAGUUGCUGAUACAUUCACCAUGGUUGGGUUGCAGGAGUUUUUCUAUGACCAAGUUCCGAGUGGAUUAAGAAGCAUGGGUCUCUCCUUGUACUUGAGUAUUUUUGGGAUUGGCAACUUUUUAAGCAGCUUUCUCAUAUCUGCCAUUGAAAAGUUAAACAGUGGGAUUGGCAAACAAAGCUGGUUUGACAAUAAUCUCAACAAAGCUCAUCUCGAUUACUUCUAUUGGUUGCUUGUUGUUAUUAGUGUUGUUGGGUUGGCUGCUUUCCUAUUUUCUGCCAGAACGUACAUCUAUAAGAAGGGGAACACUACGUGAUUAUAAAGUUAUGAGAUUGGAAAUGCAUUUUUAUGUAACGUGAAAUCCUUUCUUUUGGAGUUGUGUUGACAAUUACAUUUUUUAGAAGCCUUUACUAUGCUUUGUUGGAACAAGAAAUUAGGAAGACCACACAAACUCCACCACCUAGGAGCUUUGUAAUUUAAAACUGUGUGAUUAUUGGAUAUGCAUUGGCAAAUAUCUUAUAUCUUCGAACUCUGUUGAUCGAGGGGUACGUUUCUCGAUGAAGUUGAAAAUUUAUUGA